This is a messenger RNA of Trichoderma gamsii, 615 nucleotides long. RefSeq lists its product as hypothetical. The record is from RefSeq and is a predicted model, not a curated record. Lineage: Eukaryota; Fungi; Ascomycota; Sordariomycetes; Hypocreales; Hypocreaceae. The coding region runs from base 1 to 615 and encodes 204 amino acids. The transcript is spliced from 2 exons.
AUGGCGGACAAUCUUCAACACGCUCUUCAUUCUCUAUUAGUUUCUUCAAUGGGUAAUAGAGACCGGAUGUCUGUCUAUGAUGACUUCACGCUGCCAGAAGAGCAACCACCGUUGGACGUCGAUCCAUCUGCUUCGUUCCACGACAGAAAUCCAGACCUGAUCAACCUAUGGAUAUGCGAAUCGUCAUUGUUUGUAUCUGAAGCCAGCGACCGCGAAAGCGAAAAUAUGCACGACUAUCUAGACACGGUGCUCAGCCCAAUGUGCACUCCGCCCGUCAGUCAAAAUAAUCAGCUAAAAGUGGAGAACCAAGACAACAAUACAACGAUGAUUCAAGAUACAACGAUGAUUCAAGAUACAACGAUGAUUCAAGAUGAAAUGGAAAGCACAGCAAUGACAGUUGAGGCGACUCCUGCUCUUCGCAGUCUAGGACACGGCGAGAUACAGGAAAUACUCAAGGACAAAGAAGAAUUCUCCCUCCUCGCCAAACGGAAAAUAGUUGGAGCAGCUAAAUACAAGAGAAGCUUGAAAUCGGCGUUGCUGAAAGUUGAGGCCGUGAACGCAGAAUAUCAAAUGACUGCGAGCUACAACACAGGAGUCACAGAAGGCUAUAGUUGA